Penicillium cataractarum is the source of this 615-nucleotide messenger RNA. RefSeq lists its product as uncharacterized. Bases 1 to 615 code for a protein of 204 amino acids. The transcript is spliced from 2 exons. The record is from RefSeq and is a predicted model, not a curated record. Lineage: Eukaryota; Fungi; Ascomycota; Eurotiomycetes; Eurotiales; Aspergillaceae.
AUGAUUGGAAGUAUCUUUUUCAUCUUCAACCGGUUGGUUGAGAUUACCUUUCUCAUUCCGAUCAUCGGUAUCAUGGCUUACUUCGUCGAUGGUUACCUAAAAGCCAACAUGCUCACGCCGCCAUACAUCUUGGUCCUCUUCAUCGUCAGCGUGAUUGCCGUCUUCUGGUGCAUCGAUACCUUGAUCCGCUUCUCCGCAACCAAGCGCUCCUCGUUCUUCGUCUCCUUCCUUGACAUGUGCUUCUUCGGCGCUUUCAUCGCAGGAGUCUACCAGCUGCGCUUCAUUGCAAACGCUGAUUGCGCACACUGGGAUGGCGGUUCCGUCUGGGUUUCCCUCGGUCCCUUUGGCGAGUACGGCUCGCAGGUGAACAACCCACUGGCGCUGCACGUCAACAAGACUUGCGCGAUGCUGAAGACUAGCUUUGCGCUGGGAAUCAUGGAAGUAGUCUUCUUUAUCUGGACUGCAUUCCUGGCACUGUUCAUCCACAGCAAGAACCGUGAGGUUAUUGUUAAGGAGACCACCGUUCGUCGGCGCAGCCAUAGCAGUCGUCGUGGUCACUCUUCGUCGCACCACCGCCACCGCAGCUCCAGCCGGAGACCUAGCUAUGUGGUCUAG